UGAGUCGGUCGACCGCGAGGCGCAGCAGGAGGGGUCGAGGAGGAAGGGAAGGGAAGGGAAGGGCUGCGCUCGUUCGCCUCCUCGUAGUCUUCCUACGAUCCGCUCUCCAUUCCGUCGGCCAGUGUUGACGCUGACGACGAGGUAUUCGCGAUUGAACGGUAGCCGGAGAGAACGGAAGCGCUCGGGUAGAGUAAGAGAGCGGGUUGGAGCGGAGUGUGGGAGAUAAGGGGGAGAAAAAAGAGAGAGAGAGAGGGAGCGAGAGCGAGAGAGAGAGAGAGAGAGAGAGAGGGAGCGAGAGAGCGAGCGAAAGAACGAUAAGACAGGGAUAGGGAAAAGCAUACAAGGUGGGGAACAGAGGGAGCUAAGAGGAAGAGAGCGCCUACGACGACGUCGCGACGAUCUUCCGUGCCGCCGUCGAGACUCCGAGGACAGAGUAUCGACAAGACGGAUGGACAGAUCGACGAAUGGGACCGUGGCUCGUAUGACCAGUGGGUCCUCGCAUAGCUCCCCCGAUGAAUCGGCCGAUUGGAGCGAUCGGCGCCGAUCGUCGCCGAUGACACGACAUUAAUCGUCGCGCGGCCAUCGCCACGAUCGCGUACAGUAGCAAGAUAACCUACUCGAGACUGGUAAUAGCGGCGCAGGUGGACGAAGGUUUGCUGCCCAAUUAAGGUCCAACGAGUUCUCUCAUCCGGAGGAGCCGUGGAGGGGGAGGUAAAAUCGAAGGCAGCCUCCUCGGAACUUAUCUGCCGCUGACGUUCAGUUUGAUCGAACAAACAAACGGACGAGCGGAGCGCAGAUACGCUCGCGGGCGCCACCGGGAUCGCGAAGAGUGACGAGCGCGUCAGCGGCGCGGGGUUAAUGAUGGCGCCAUGUGGUAAGCACAGUGGCAUUUCUCGCGGCCAUGAGAGCCACUUUAUUAAAUUCGAUCUACGUCUCGCGAGUCUCGCACGUGUCCUAUCGGCCGACGGACAUUUAUAUCAGUUCCCGUUAGAUGCUCUUUCCACUUAUCGCUGCGAGCCUUCCCUUCGCCCACCGGCCAAUAGCGACAAAUGUAUUUUUAAUUCAGGGGGAAAAGUGCAACGGAGUGCAACUGAGAAACAAAAAACAUCAAGUCGAGCUCCGAAUAAUGGCGUCGAUGACCGUUAGCGAGACGCGGUCGCGGCGGAUCGGAAGGAGCGACGUUAUCAGACCGAACGCUCGUCGAUAUCAGCCGCUCGGACUGGCUUUUCUCGACGAAUGAUAUCAGAACGAUCAGCGCCUCGCGAUACGGCCUGGAAUUCACGAUAAACGCGUGCCUGCUUCGUAAAUCCGUGCGUCUCGGGUCGGAUUUUUGAGAUGCCGGGCUCGGAAACGGAAGUGCUCGUACUCGCAUUGUGCACGUGAGCUAAUGAGAGAGGGCCACGUGCUUCUUCCUGUACCUUUGCAGGAGUUUGAAGAAAAAAAUGCAGAUACACAUAUCCGGCGGAGGAAAGAGCGUAAAGUGACCGUUCACGUGUAUGCGCGCGCAAAAUUCCGCGUAGCUUGUUGUCUCUUCGCGUGUCCCGUUUGGCGAAUUGUGAUAUCGCGCCGUGAAACGACGACGACGACAACGACGAUGACGACGACGAUGACGAUGACGACGACAACGACGACGACGUCGUUCCAGUGCUGAACGUCACGCGAAUGUGCAGUGUGCACGACGAGCUCGGACGAUGCCGCUGUUUUUCCUCGUUCCUGAGGCGCAACGCGAUCGAAUCCCCCGGCGACGGCUACAUCGGCCCGUAGAUCUGAGCGCAUCGUCGCGAGAUUAGAAAAGAAGAAGAGAAGGCGGCGGCGGAGGAGGAGGAAGAGAAGGAGGUGCGCGUGGAGUAGAAGGAGAGACUCGCGGAAACCGAGAGAACGCGAUGUCGCACCUCUGGUGAGCCGCCUUCGCGACAGCGUCGCCGCGACGACGUCGUGAGGACCUUCCUGUCCGCGUCGGAAGAGAUAAUUUUACAACGACAGGAGAAAACAUGGCGGACCGUCACCGCCACCUCCGCCGCCGUUGCGCGUCUCAACCGCUUCCACUGUGAGGAUCCGCGCGAGCGAACGCACGCACGCACGCAGGCCCGCUGGAAUCUCGGUACUUCCGUAAGAGGGACCGGAAUUUUUGCUACGACUGCGUGACCGAAAAAGACGGUACCCAUUGUGACGAUAACGAUGACGAUGACGAUGACGACAACGACGACGACGACGACGACGAUGACGAUGACAUGAGAAAAAAGGAAGCAGACUCGCAUUGACGUUGAUGGGGAUCUCUCGUGAUAUCGCUUCCGAUAAAGGUUUUUAAUUGCUCCGUUAUAAGUCAAGGCUAUCAGCGAGCCAGCAUGCGAACGUUCGAGAAGAGGCGUUCAAGGCGCGCCGUGUUGCCCCAUCGCGCCGUGUUCGCGCGGAUGCGCCAGCAGCAGCGGCGGUGGCCGCGAGAUUAGCAGCAGUAACUGCGGCGGCUGUACGAGUACAAACAUCUCCGAAUCCCCGCGUGCAGGUCGACAAUGACACAGCUAACGGCGGGGCUCGGGCUGCCAUUGGGAUUGUGAAGGAUCGGGAUUAUUGGCCCUGCGGAGCGGAGCGCUAUGUUGCCUGCGGCGGGCAAGGGCGAGCGGAGAAAUCGUGGAAGCGCGCGGCUGUCGUCCAAGAUGUCGGGAAGGCCGCCCCGGUUGCGAAUACUGCGGCCGCGGCAGCCACAGCAGCAGGCGAAGAGUAGCGGCUUCGCCGACUUCUCGGUAGCCGACGAGGCGUCCUGCAGCCCGGAAGGUAACCUUAAAGAGGCCGCGAGCGAGAGGGUCGCCGACGCGAAGAGACGCGACGCGAGGGCGGCCGAUGCGAAGGCGGCCAACAACACAAAGACGGUCGCGAGUGCGAUGGCGAGCGAGAUGGACGACGACGACGACGAUAACAACGACGACGGGCUGAUGGCCGCCGACAAGGACGUGCGGCAGCCGCUGAGGAAUGUCGAGUUUGUCACGAGGAGAACCGAGGAGGUGAUCGAUCUCGAGCCGAACGAGCGGAAUUCGUACGACUGCAAGAGUAAUCCUACGAAAGUGCUACCCGACAUGAAGGACUACUUCAGGCAUCCGCAGAAGGAACACAAGCACAAGGGUAAAAGUGGGCACAGUCCAGUCGAAAAUCGGUGCCCUGCGUGUUCGUAUGUUGCUUUGAACGUGAAAGAUCUCGAAAAUCACCAAAGAGUGCAUCAUUUGAAAAGAAGAUUCUUUCGAUGCGCAAAAUGCUCCUACGUGACUCACGUCAGAGCUCGUUAUACUAAGCAUGUUAAAUAUCAUUCUAUGCCAAUGAUCAAGUGUGAUGCUUGUGAUUUUCGUACACCGUAUAAGUGGAAUCUAGAUAGGCAUACCCGGAAUCACGGAGGUGCAGGUGCUUUCCAAUGUCGUGUAUGUAACUUUACCGCUGAUAUUCGACAGAGCUUGACGGUGCACGAAACUAAUCAUCAUGAUCCACCUAUGGGUCAGACCAACCGCAAGAGUAAUAAUCCUUUCGAACGUAAGCUACGAAAUAGUCCGAAACGCUACAAUCAGGUUGGAGCGAGUGACUUUCGAGAAACAUUGAAUAAAUCAGUGGCGUCAAGUAUUUCUGAGACGUUUGUAUCAGACUCGUCGAUAAUUCUAGUGGAUGAUAAGAGAAGCGCCAUAGCCAGCGCUGAAUGCAUCGCGUUGAAAUGUGAGGAGAAGGGCUGUCAGUUCAUAACUGCCUGGGAUUCUGAGAUGCAGCGUCAUUUAGCCGAGUGUCAUGCACCAGUCAUUCCAUCCAAGCCAAGAAAACCACUGCCAAUGUUAAUUCCACUGAGUACACCUAACUCCAGGCCAAUCAGCAGCGCACCCAACAGUGGACCACCCACGACUUUACUGAAGGUUCCACGAGUCAGAGUCAGGCCUGAACUGGCGCAGAUCGCGAGAGACACCGAGCUGGCUAAAAUGUAUGGAAAUAAGGAGGCGACGAAUUCCAAGAAGGAUCUCAAUACCGCCGCCGGUAUAUUUGAGAGGAAAAAUGCCUCCUUCUUCGAUAAGCUUAAGGAAAAGUUAACGACAGCGACGUCGAUUAAUAACGGCGUGCCGGAGGUAGCCGUAAGUAGUGUGAACGACUUGAAAUGCUGGUGUACGUUUAAAGCUAGUAGCAUGGAAGAGCUGGCUUGUCACAAACAGACACACCACACUGCUCUCAGCGUAUCCGUGGGUACAACACGUUGUCCUAAGUGUAGAAGACGUUGCAAGAGCUCAACAGACCUUCAAGUGCAUAUGCAAUAUUGCCACACACGCAACGACACGACCACCACCGAUAGUAGUUUAGAGAAAAUAACGAACCGUUCAGACGUCCGCAUGACCCCGUACCGUGGUGAAUACGCUUUUCCAUCGCAACUGGAUUGGGACGCGAAUCUCAGAAGACUAAAUUCGUCUGGAUCCUCGGUUGAAGGUGGUUCGACACAAACGAGCGGCCGGCGGGUGUUCAAAUGUCCCCAUUGUCCAUUUUGGGCUUCCACCGCAAGUCGCUUUCACGUUCAUAUAGUCGGUCAUUUAAACCGGAAGCCGUUCGAGUGUUCUAUGUGCGCGUAUCGUUCUAACUGGCGAUGGGACAUCACAAAACAUAUUAAGCUUAAAGCAGCUAAAGACGCAGUGCAUAUCACCGCCAGAGUACUCAUGACGGAUGAGACUGGUCGACGGAAUUAUUCCAAGUAUAACAAAUAUCUCGCACAGGUAGAACAGCAAACAUGGGACGAGGAUCACAUGGAGGAGCGUAGCGUAGGAGAAACGAGUGUGAACGAGCCCCCGACGAAGGUGUUGAUCCUAAACAAUAAGGAAUACAUUCCUAGCGCCAGUCAGGUGACAAAUCCAGUCACGAUCUUGCCAUCGACCGACAGUAGUCGGAACAGUAGUCAUAACAUGGACCUGAGUCUGCGACCGCCGCCGCCUCUCAAAGCGGCGAUCAGGGCCCGCGGGCAGUCUUUGCUCAAGAAUAAUCCUAUCACGAUGAGCGUGCAAAAUAUUAGCGGUACCAGCGGUGGCGCGGUCACCAUAUCCUCAACGAUCGCGGCAGACGAGAGCAAACGUACUCAGUGGAAGUGUAAACGUUGCAACUAUCGGGAUUCCAACAAGGACAACGUAUUGUUGCACGUCAAGUCACAUUACGAAUCCACCGAUCAAGAGUCUACUGAAGAAAGGAACCCAUUCGGCUGCGGAGAUUGCCCGUUCUCAGCACCUGAUGCCGCUACUCUGUCCCUGCACAGGAUGCACCAUCGGCCGAACUUGGAAGCGAUAUUCAAGUGCUACCGUUGUCCAUACUACGUUAGUACAAAGGCAGAACUGUUGGAGCACGCUAGGCUUCACGGGGAAGAGCUGGCGGCUGUACAUCAGCAGAGCACGGAUCUGCAGGUACCCAACUCGAAAAUGCAGCAAGUAUUGACCUCCAACAGCGGCACUUCCCAGACAAAGAACGAGGCGUCAAUCGAGCAAGUGAUUCAAAUAACCACGCGCAAUAGCGUAACAUCAAUGUCGAAUACGUCGAAGGCCGCUGGAGGCCCACCGCCGCCGCCGCUCCUUUUGGACACGCGCUCCCUUCCGGAAGCACCGUUGGUCUGGGUAACGCGGCCAGAUGGCACCCUGAUGAAGAUGCUGAAGUGCCGUCAUUGCCCCUACGUGUCAUCGCGACGUGCCGAAGUGCAAGACCACGAGGCGAUGCACGCGUCCACCGAAGAGUCCGUGAUUCCCUGCACAGACUGCAGCUUCACUUGCUCACACAGGGAUGUUAUGAUCGCGCACACAGAUAUGCAUGCCGGGUGCCUGGGCACUGUUCACUGUCUCGUAGACGAGUCCCGCCCCGACUCCCAGCAGCUCAGCGACCUCAGCACCCUACUCGGGCUGAGCCACUCGCCGGUACUCGGCGCUGAGCCGGAUCUACAGGACUCUCGAUUGGUGCACUGCUGCGACAAGUGUCCGGCUCGGUUCCUGUGUGAAAAAGAGCUGCGGAUUCACCUGCGGUAUCACACCACAGACCUGGCGUAUUCGUGUCAGUGGUGUUCUUACGCGGCGCGUCAGCCGUCGCACCUGUUGGCCCAUCAGAAGGCUCACUCAUCGGAGUAUCAAGAGCGUACCAAGUACUUGCUGUCCGUGUACAACCACUCGCAGCGAUUCCCGCCGCCGGCGACGGCGUGCGUCGAAGCGGAGAAUCAAGAGAGCAACGACAGCGAGUUGAGCAACGUCGCGUGGAUCGUCGUCGAGGUCAACGAGAGCGUCAGUAGCUCGUACAACAGCGACAACGGCGCAUCAGCCAGCCAGAGAACCAACAAUCAAGUGUUCACAUGCGCGAAAUGCCCGGCGCGGUACUUCAAGUUGGACGCUCUAGAGUACCACAUGACGUUGCACGGCUCGAAUAAUCGUUACAAGUGCAACGACUGCGAUUACUCGUCGAAGACUGCGCAGAAUUUGGUAAAGCACCAGGUGGUUCAUCGGCGACAUAAUGAAGCCAGCGAGACGUCGGCGGUGUCGCCAACUGCCAACGUCUCCAUCACCGCCACCGCUUCAGCCACCGCGUCGCCGUUGCAAAAUAUGUCGCCGGACCCGCAGUUCGGGCUCUUCAUGCGCGGCAAUCCCAACUUCGUUUAUCCGGGCUACCUGCGGAACGGUCGUCUGAAGGAGAAGCGCUACAAAUGCCACAAGUGUCCGUCCGCGUUCGAGAAGCGCGAGCAGUACAGGGUGCACCUGACGCUGCACGGUGCGAAGCAGCGUUACCGCUGCGAGACCUGCGACUAUUCGGUCAAGUACUACGCGAACUACGCGCAGCAUCAGAAGAAACAUUUGGCGAACGCGGAGGCGCAGGCGUCGCGCCGGCAGUUUGAGGACGACCGGAUCUCGGUAGAGCACGAGGGCGAUGUCAUGGCUCCAACGCCACGUUCCGGCAAGUCCUUGCGAUCCACCGGCGCUGUUCACUCCUUAAUGAUGAAUCCCUCUGCGGCCGCCAACAACGGUGCGUUCAGUGUAGUGUGCAAUAACAAUGUUGCAGCCUUGCAGCCCUCCAAUCAAGACAAGCAGAGUUUGUUGCUGAUGCAGAAGAAGGGCAUUAUCUCGUCGACCGGCGAGAUCGAGCCCGAGACGAUCCGUUGCCAGAGCUGUCCUUUCUCCACCACCGACAAGGAAACCAUGGACGCGCAUAAGCGUCGACACGGCAUCGAACGCAUGACACCGCCGUGUCCGCACUGCGACUAUGUGCCGCGUAAGGACGAAAACGUCGGCGAGCACAUCAGGCUGCACUUCACCCGACUGUACAAGCCCGAGUCUUAUCUCAUCGUCGAGCUGCUGACACUGAUGAUGGAGAAGACGCCUACGAACGGCAAAGAGGAGAAGCAGCAGUGCGCGAAGGAGUUGCUUUUUAAAGAGUGUUCCGACGGCAGGUUUAUGCCGCUCGCGGAGUCCUUAAACUCUCACUCGUCGUUGAACGCUUCCUCCUCAACGAUUAACGUCCUCAAGGAGAAGGUCAUCGUCGACCCGAACACUGGCGAGACCAAGCAUCUUACCGUGUAA
Harpegnathos saltator (Jerdon's jumping ant) is the source of this 7544-nucleotide messenger RNA. RefSeq lists its product as uncharacterized. Gene Ontology annotation, biological process: positive regulation of transcription by RNA polymerase II. Lineage: Eukaryota; Metazoa; Arthropoda; Insecta; Hymenoptera; Formicidae. The coding region runs from base 2592 to 7544 and encodes 1650 amino acids. The transcript is spliced from 11 exons. The record is from RefSeq and is a predicted model, not a curated record. Gene Ontology annotation, cellular component: nucleus.